Molecule: messenger RNA, 473 nt
Organism: Dacryopinax primogenitus
Lineage: Eukaryota; Fungi; Basidiomycota; Dacrymycetes; Dacrymycetales; Dacrymycetaceae
Product: light chain 3
Exons: 6
Coding region: 105-473 (122 amino acids)
Biological process (GO): macroautophagy; cellular response to nitrogen starvation
Cellular component (GO): cytosol; fungal-type vacuole membrane; autophagosome
Molecular function (GO): phosphatidylethanolamine binding
Source: RefSeq, a predicted model, not a curated record
CAUCCCGCAUACACGUACAACGACGCUUUCUAAAGCAACUUCUCAAGAGCAAACGACCAUCUUAACCACCCCGUCUACUGUGUAAUAGUGAAUAACAGACGAGAAUGCCACGUUCCUCAAAGUUCAAGGAUGAGCAUCCGUUCGAGAAGCGCAAGGCAGAGGCAGAGCGUAUUCGGCAGAAGUAUCCCGACCGGAUUCCGGUGAUUUGCGAGAAGGAGGACAGGUCGGACGUCCCUACGAUCGACAAGAAGAAGUAUCUGGUACCAUCCGACCUCACCGUCGGGCAGUUCGUGUACGUAAUCCGUAAACGGAUCAAACUUGCGCCAGAGAAAGCCAUCUUCAUCUUCGUCAACGAUAUGAACCCGGCAACUUCGCAGCUUAUGAGUGCGGUUUACGAGGAGCACAAAGACGAGGACAACUUCUUAUACGUCACAUACUCGGGAGAGAACACCUUCGGGUGCGAGGAGUUGUGA